Phoenix dactylifera (date palm) is the source of this 4388-nucleotide messenger RNA. Its product is annotated as potassium channel AKT1-like. Gene Ontology annotation, biological process: transmembrane transport; potassium ion transport. The record is from RefSeq and is a predicted model, not a curated record. Gene Ontology annotation, molecular function: protein binding; voltage-gated potassium channel activity. Gene Ontology annotation, cellular component: membrane. NCBI's taxonomy places the organism in Eukaryota, Viridiplantae, Streptophyta, Magnoliopsida, Arecales, Arecaceae.
CAAUAACGCUACAUGAGCUAAUUCUCUAGGCUUACAAGCAUGCGGGGAACUAUUAAACAUGCAUACCAUUCCAAAUUUCUACAUUGCAAUAAUGUCUCAGGGCUUUAGGUUGGAAAAUAGGCAUGAACAAUUAAACAAUGAACAUGGAAACCAUAUAAGAAAUGAAACUUACCUUCACCUGUCCAACAAAUUUAAUUUAGAAAUUGUAAUUUUUGUACGUCCCACCAAAACCAUAGAUCCAUUGCGGUAUAUCAAUACACAUUGUAUUUCGGUUUUCGGGAGAUAAACGAAACUCAAUCAUUUUCUGUAUGUCCCACAAAAGGCAUCUACAGAGGCCCGAACCGAACAAUGCUGUAAGAAAAAAAAAAAAGAAAAAAAAAAGACAAUUGAAGAAUCUAGAGCAACAAUGACAUCAUCGAUCAGGAAACCCAAACCAAAAACACCACCAGAUCUAUGAGUCUAACUCAGCACCCGUGGAACCAUCGAUGACGGAGAGAUCCGACAAAAAGCGCGAUGGAGGAGGCGAAGACAGCGAUGGCGAGAGGAGAACCCACCUCACCGGAGGUGGAGGUGGAGGUGGGGCUCGGGGCAGAAGCGUUGGCCGCGGCCGCUCCGCCGGCGAGGAAAAAGAACACAGCGACCACGACCAUAAGCAAGGCAAUGAGAAUGCUGGAUCGGAUGACCUCCAUUUCCUUCUGGUGUUGAGAACUCGAGAUAUCUCUAGAAUAAAUAUUAGAGUUUUGCCCGGAUCUUUAGGCCUUGCGAGUUGCGGCUGAGGCCGAUGCUGGACUCAAGGCCCUAAGGAAGGGGAGAGGGAUUCAGCUCGGGCCUUCUUUAGGCCAGGGCCUUAAGCGAUCUCCUCAUUCACCUAAAAAUUGGGCCGGCUCGUAGUAGUUGCAACAUGAUAUUAUAUUAAAAUAAAGAAAGAAGAUGAAAUCUCUAUGUUUUGUAUUCAUAGUUACAACAGUAUUAACAUUAAUAUAUAGUCUAAUAAUAUUGUUAAAAUAAAAAAUAAAAUUUCUGUAUAUUGUAUUUACUGUUAUAAUUAUACAUAUAUUAAUAUGCAUGUAAUCUAACAAUAUAACUAAUGAGAAAGUAUUAAAAUUAAUUAAAAAAAAUCAAUCAUGGUUUGGCUGGUAUAGCAGUAAUGUUCAAAUUUGAUUACUCAAGCACGGCCGCGGAGGCCAGAUUAGUCCUUUAGCCCAUCUUUUCGAAAGAUGACAGCGGUGGCGCGAGGGUCGGCGUGCACGACCGCGAAGGUCGGACAGGUGUUCGUCGCGGCCAUAAACUAGCUCCCCUUCGUCAACCAAAAACAGGAGAGAGACCGAAACAGACGAGAGACAGGGGGCGAGAGAGAGAGAGAGAGAGGAGAAGCUUCUUUCUCUUGCCUCUCUUAUGGCGAAUUCUUGACGAGGGGCACAUCUCUUGCGUUCUUCACCCCUAUAUAACAAGUCUCCUGGAACCGAGUUUCUUUGUCCUAGACAUACACCGAUCCAUAUAGGAGCGAGUAGGGAUUAUUUAGUGGCUCAUGGAGGGGAGAAUUCGUUUUUUUUUUUUUUUUUUUUUUUUUUUGCGGCCAUGAUAUGAGGUCUUUGGAAUGGGUGAAAGAGGAGUUUUGAAGUAGGGAGAUAGAUAGUGAGCUAGAGAGAUAGAGAGAUAGAGAGAAAGGGCAGGGAGAUGGAGGCGGCGAGGAGGAAAAGGAAGGUUUUAAAGGCAAUGUGCGGCUAUGAGGCGAAGGAGGAGCAGCAGGAUUUGGCGAGGGAUGAGAGCCAUUACAGCAUAUCGAGCAGCAUCCUGCCGCCCCUCGGAGCCAGGAGCCAUCACCGCAGGGCCAAGCUCCGGAGGUUUAUUAUAUCCCCUUACGAUCGAAGAUAUCGAGCUUGGGAGUAUUUUCUAGUUGUUUUAGUGGCAUAUACCGCUUGGGUCUCUCCAUUUGAAUUUGGUUUCAUUGAAAAGGCAUCUGGAGCUCUAGCUACAGCAGACAAUGUUGUUAAUGGAUUCUUUGCUAUUGAUAUUCUCUUGACAUUCUUUGUAGCCUAUCUUGAUAGAGCUACAUAUCUUCUUAUAGACAACCCAGAGCAGAUUGCUUGGAGAUACAUAACCAGCUGGUUUAUUCUGGAUGUUAUUUCUACUAUCCCUUCAGAACUUGUUUGGAAAAUUCUUCCUUCAAACCUUCAUUCUUAUGGAUUGUUCAACAUGCUUCGGCUUUGGCGCCUUCGCAGAGUCAGUGCACUUUUUGCUCAACUGGAGAAAGAUAGGAACUUUAACUACUUUAUGGUCCGAUGUGCAAAGCUUGCUUGUGUGACUGUAUUUGCGGUCCAUUGUGCCGGAUGCUUCUUUUAUCUUAUUGCAGCAAGGUACCCUGACCCUAACAAGACAUGGAUUGGUGCUUCUUUCCCAGACUUCCAUGAUAAAAGCGUGUGGAUGCGAUAUGUGAUCUCAAUGUACUGGUCCAUGACCACUGUUACAACUGUUGGAUAUGGAGACCUUCAUCCUCAGAAUACAAGGGAGAUGCUUUUUGAUAUCUUUUACAUGUUCUUCAACCUUGGAUUGACAUCAUACUUGGUUGGAAAUAUGACCAAUUUAGUUGUCCAUGGGACUAGCCGAACUAGAAAGUUUAGAGAUACACUUCAGGCUGCUUCUGGAUUUGCGCAAAGAAACCAACUUCCGGUUCGACUGCAAGAUCAGAUGGUUGCACACUUGUGUUUAAAGUUCAGGACAGACUCAGAGGGUCUUCAACAGCAAGAGACUCUUGAUGCUCUUCCUAAAGCCAUCAGGUCUAGCAUUGCUCAUUUCCUGUUUUACUCCCUUGUUCAAAACGUCUACCUGUUCCGAGGUGUUUCAAGUGAUCUGCUUUUCCAACUGGUUUCUGAGAUGAAGGCUGAGUAUUUCCCUCCCAGGGAAGACGUAAUCUUGCAGAAUGAAGCACCAACAGACUUCUACAUACUGAUGAAUGGCAGUGUGGAUCUAAUAGAUUACAAGAAUGGAAUUGAACAGAUUGUUCGAGAGGCAAAGACAGGUGAUGUUGUGGGAGAAAUUGGAGUACUUUGCUAUAGACCCCAGAGAUUCACUGUCCGCACCAAAAAAUUGUGUCAGCUAUUGCGUUUAAAUCGAGCUACGUUCCUUAGCAUUGUUCAGUCAAAUGUCGGAGAUGGAACAAUUAUUAUGAACAAUCUUAUGCAGUACAUGAAGGAGCAAAAGGACCCUGUCAUGGAAGGAGUCCUAAGAGAGACAGAGAAUAUGCUUGCUCGUGGCCCCUCAAACUUGCCCCUUACUCUAUGUUUUGCUGUAACUAGAGGAGAUGAUUUCCUAUUGAGUCAGCUUCUGAGACGAGGCCUGGAUCCAAAUGAAGCAACUAACAAUGGCCGCACUGCAUUGCACACAGCAGCAGCCAAAGGAAAUGAGAAUUGUGUUGCUCUCCUGCUGGAUUACGGGGCAGAUCCUAACAGCAGAGAUUUGGAAGGAAACGUUCCCCUUUGGGAGGCAAUACUUGGAAAGCAUGAAGCUGUGAUCAGGUUGCUGAUAGACAACGGUGCAGACAUCUCAACUGGUGAUGUUGCUCGGUUUGCAUGCAUGGCUGCCGAGCAGAAUAGCUUGGAGCUUCUACAGGACAUUGUGCGUUAUGGCGGAGAUGUGACACUAGCCAAGAACGACGGAGCUACCGCCCUCCACCAUGCAGUCUGCGAAGGAAAUCUCCAAAUCGUCAGGUUCCUAAUUGAACAAGGAGAGAGCAUCGACAAACCAGACAUCCAUGGCUGGUCACCCAGGGAUCUAGCCGACCAACAAGGCCAUGAAGAUAUAAAAGCUCUGUUCCAAGCCACGAAAGGAUGCGACAGCAAAACAUCCAAAACACCUGCCGCCGCCGCUAGGAUCAGCUCGCCGACUGUUCAUUUAAAUGCAAAAUUCAAAAGCGACCCUUCGAUGCCAGCCCCGAAAUUUAUGCAGGAAAGCUCGGGAGAUGAUCAUAGACAGAGCAGCAGUUACUUCCACAACUCCCUGUUUGGGAUCAUGUCAGCGGCCCAUGCUGGUAGGAGUAGCUGCCCUCUUCCAGCUGCACCCGCUACAAGGUAUGUGGGGGGCUCUCGCGGCCCUCAGCACCACCAUGCCCCUCCCAGGGUUACCAUCAGCUGCCCGGAGAAGGGCGACGCUGCCCGAAAGCUGGUGCCCUUGCCAAGGUCACUAGAUGAGCUUCUUAAUAUUGGUGCGAAAAAAUUUGGAGUCUUGCCUGCUAAAGUCCUCACUAAAGAUGGAGCUGAGAUCGAUAAUGUAAACCUUAUAAGAGAUGGUGAUCAUCUUGUUCUAGUCGGUGAUGAUUGCAAAGGAGAAGAUAAAUACCCCAAAGAUGGAGUGAUUUGAGCACUCUCGUCCAAAAAAAAAAAAAAAAAAAA